Messenger RNA from Xenopus laevis (African clawed frog), 1438 nucleotides. RefSeq names its product C3a anaphylatoxin chemotactic receptor-like. The record is from RefSeq and is a predicted model, not a curated record. The transcript is spliced from 2 exons. The coding region runs from base 1 to 1329 and encodes 442 amino acids. Lineage: Eukaryota; Metazoa; Chordata; Amphibia; Anura; Pipidae.
AUGGAGGUGAUUAACGUAAUAAAGAUAAUGAAAGUAACGGAAGACCAGAUGGAAGUGAUGGAAGUGAUAAAAGUCCCAGAAGAGGUUUGCAAUUACAGUCCUUACUCACCUGAAGUCUUACAAGCGGCUCGCUACAUGUCUUUCACGUUGAUUACACUUUCCUGCAUCCUAGGAUUAGUGGGCAAUGCUGUGGUCAUCGCUGUUACCGGAUUCAUCAUGAAGAGAAAAAAUAGUCAAAUCUGGUUUCUAAAUUUGGCUGUGGCUGAUUUUUGCUUUUCCCUCCUUCUUGGGAUUUAUGCUCAUUAUAUUUUCACAGAGAACUGGCAAUUUGGAUCAUAUUUAUGUAAAAUCUCUAAUUAUGCUUCCACGUGUAAUAUGUAUGCAAGUGUUUUCAUCAUCACAGCUCUGACUAUUGACCGUGUCUUAUCUGUGGCCAAACCAAUAUGGCACCAUAAGAAUUUCUCUGUAAGGGUUUGUUGCUGGAUCUGCGCUGCUAUUUGGAUACUAACAGCUCUGGUCAGUCUUCCAGUGUUACUAUUAAGUGAUGCGAUUCAGUACGGUGACAAAAUGCAUUGCAGAAUAGUCAUUGCUAAACCAUCCUAUUCUACUCACAAUGUUCAUAAAAUAGAUGUAAAUGACAGCCUGGAAUACAUGGAAGGUUCUGGUUCUGGUUCAGUAGCUAUAAAAAAUGUCAAUUAUAUUGGAGCAGUAAGUGAAAAAGUAAAUGACAGCCUGGAAUACAUGGAAGGUCCAGGAAUAGUUGGUAUAAUAGGUCCAAUGCCAAUGCAAGAAAAUCAGAAUAUAAACCAUCCCACAAGAGAUAAAUAUAUUUCUAAUGGUACAAAUAUUUUUCAAAUUAUUCAGAAUGCUACAAUAACAACAUCUUGUACCGUUAACCUCAGGGAGCUCAGGGAUACAGCAUUUUCAACAGGCUGCAUUGUUAUCCCGUGUCUAGUUCUUGGUUACUUUAUCCCAUUGGCCGUCAUUCUGGUUUCCAAUCUAAUCAUUGCUCAGCAAGGGGGGAAAUCUCAGUCUGUGAAGAGCCCCAGACUAUAUAGAAUUAUAAUUAUGAUAGUCCUGUUCUUUUUCUUAACAUGGACCCCACUGAUCACAGCUCAGAUUAUUUUGCUAGCUGCUCUUUAUAGUGAGAAUUUAAUACUGAUCUAUAGAAUGUACUGGGUGAUGCCACUUGUGUCCAGCAUAGCCUUUAGUAACAGCUGCAUAAACCCCAUCAUAUAUGUACUGGUUGGCACACAGGCUAGGAAAGCUCUUUCUGAUUUUUUGAGCACAAAACUGUCUUUUUUAGGUGGAACCCGAAGCUCUGGGUGACAUAUUGCCUUUAUCUCUAUUUAUUAGCUAUUCUUCUGCAGACAUAUACUAUUCUCUUAAAAAUCAUGCCUAUUGUUUUGUCCUCCUCUUGUAGUCCUGUCCUUGUGCA